Messenger RNA from Diospyros lotus (date-plum), 1801 nucleotides. RefSeq names its product crocetin glucosyltransferase, chloroplastic-like. NCBI's taxonomy places the organism in Eukaryota, Viridiplantae, Streptophyta, Magnoliopsida, Ericales, Ebenaceae. Bases 123 to 1505 code for a protein of 460 amino acids. The record is from RefSeq and is a predicted model, not a curated record. The transcript has a single exon. Gene Ontology annotation, molecular function: UDP-glycosyltransferase activity.
UAAUUGAGAGUCUAAAUAGUCAAAGAUGACGGCCGAGUCUUUGUUUCUUAUCACUCUCAGUCUUAUCUUAUCUUCUGCAACUCUGCCAUUAACGCCGGACAGUAAGGUCGUCCGCCAUAGCCAUGACCAACCGCCACUUCCUUCUCGUUUGCUGCCCAGCCCAGGGCCAGCUCAACCCCACUUUCGAGCUCGCCAAGCGCCUCACACGCGCCGGAGCACGCGUCACUCUCGCCACCACCGUCCGUGGCCUCCGUUCAAUGCCCACCCUCCCUGAAAUCGACGGCCUCUCCUACGCCGCCUUCUCCGACGGCUACGACGACGGAAACGUACAGAAGGACGUUCCCGGCCGGGUGAUGGACGAGCUGCGGCGCGCCGGGAGCAAAUCACUGGCCGAACUGAUCACUACCCUCGCCGACGACGGCCGUCGGGUGAGUUUCCUUGUCUAUUCCCUCCUCCUCGGCUGGGCCGCCUCCGUGGCUCGUGACAUGCAGGUGCCCUCCGCUUACCUUUCCGUUCAGUCUGCAACUUGUUUCGCUAUAUACCACAGGUUCUUCAACAGAAGCGACGGUCUCUGCCAUGGCGGUACCGCCGAUAUUGACCCAUCCAUUUCGAUAAAAUUAGCCGGAAUGCCGUUGCUAUCAUCCAACGACAUCCCGACGUUUCUCUUGCCGAACAGUCCACACAAUUAUGCGAUCAAGUCCUUCCAAGAACACAUAGAAACCCUAGAAGACGAUCCAAACCCUUGCGUGCUUGUCAACACGUUUGAUGCGUUGGAAGAAGACGCAAUCAGAGCCGUCGAUUCCAUGAACUUGAUCGCGAUCGGGCCGUUAGUUCCAGUUAUUUUCAGUGAUGAAGAAAGAGAGAUCUCAGAUUCGUCCAUGAGAAUUGAUCUCUUCGAGCAGUCCAGAGAGUACCUCGACUGGUUAAACUCAAAGCCAGAUUCCUCGGCGAUCUACGUCUCGUUCGGAAGCCUGGUGGCGUUACAGCAGAAGCAAACGGAAGAGAUUUUCCGAGCACUCGUGGCGAGUCACCGGCCGUUCCUGUGGGUGAUUAGAUCGUCGGAGUACGGAGGAGAAGUGAAGGACAUGAUCGAGCCAGAGUUGAGCGAAGAAACCGGAUUGAUAGUGCCGUGGUGCUCGCAGACGGAUGUGCUGCGCCACCGGUCGAUCGGGUGUUUUGUGACGCACUGCGGGUGGAACUCGGCGGUGGAGAGCCUUGUCGCCGGCGUGCCAGUGGUGGCGUGUCCGCAGUUUUCCGACCAGACCACGAAUGCUAAGGCGGUGGAGGAGGUGUGGGGCACCGGCGUGAGAGCGGCGGCGAAUGGAGAAGGGGUGGUGGAGAGAGAAGAGAUGAAGCGGUGUUUGGAGGCGGUGAUGGGCAGCGGAGAGAGAGGGGAAGAGAUCAGAAGGAAUGCAUUGAAGUGGAAGCAGCUGGCCAUGGAAGCUGUCAAGAGCGGUGGUCCUUCACACUCCAACUUGAACCACUUCUUGUCCACGUUACCUUAAAUUUUACGCCGGUAUCAGAUUUAGGGUGCGAUGAUCGAUUAUAAUGUUAAAUUGAAGCUAAUUGAGACGGGGAUAACCAAUUUUAGGAGAUAUCUCUAGUUUGCGUCGCACAUUGGCUAACAGGGGAUUGAUGUAUAAGGGAUCGGUGUGUGGGUUUUAUCUCCUGCCCCCUUACUCGGCCUUCUCUUUUUCAAUUUAUUUUCGUCGAGCAAAUGUUAUCUUACUUGAUAUAAGUAAUAUAACAAAUCCGAUCAAUUGUAAUGUUAAAUUUAAAUAUUUAUAUCUAUUUAUACUUA